AUGGCUCCAGACACAACUUCAAUCCCAGGUUACACGAUAUUUCGUAAGGGAGACUACGACAGUGCUGCGGCAGCCGCCCUGAUCCGUCAAGGAAUCCCUCACCCACUUGACCAACUCUCUAUUGCUGAGAUCCCAGUCGCGGCAGCAUUGCUCCGCGAGUACGCCAGCCCGAAGUCUCUCAAAUUCAACUGCAUCACCUUGCGAGAACCACGAAAGCAAGAAUAUGUUGCCUUCAAACAGGGGAAGGGACCACGUCCGGACCGUCGCGCGUUCUCCAUUGUCCUUGACCGGGAGUCGGGGAAGAUUGCCGAAGCAGUCGUCAACCUGACCAACUCCAAGGUAGAAGAGUGGAAGGAAGUCAAUGAUGUCAUGCCCACUCUCACCCUCGAGGACCUCGAUAUACUGGAGGGCAUUGCACGCAAAGACUCUCGCGUUAUCGAGGCUUGCAAGGGCAUCGGCAUCACCGACAUGUCUAAGGUUUACUUUGAUGCAUGGGCAAUCGGCUUUGAGGAGCGAUGGGGCUUUGAGCGACGCUUGCAACAGGGUCUUGCGUAUUACCGGAAUUCGGAGUUCGACAACCAAUAUGCUCACCCUUUGGACUUUUCGGUUAUUGCCGACACCGAGCGAGAGGAGAUUCUCAGUGUCGAUAUUCGUUACGUGAAUGGAGAACGAACAGCAGUGCCACUUACGGAGCACAACUAUCUUCCGCACUUUAUCGGAGAUAAGUACAACCAUGACCGUCUGAAACCUAUUGAUAUCGUACAGCCGCAAGGGGUAUCCUUCCAGAUGAAGGGGAAUGAGCUUUCUUGGGCAGGUUACAAGAUGCACGUCGGAUUCAACUACCGAGAGGGUAUCGUCAUUUCAGACGUUCGUGCUCAUGAUCCUUACCAAGACCGUGAACGAACGUUGUUCAACCGGAUCAGCGUGGUUGAGAUGGUGGUGCCUUACGGCUGUCCCGACAAGCCGCACCACAGAAAGCAUGCAUUUGAUGUGGGCGAGUACGGAACCGGAUUCAUGAGCAACUCUUUGAAGUUGGGCUGCGAUUGCAAGGGAACCAUUCAUUACCUGGACGGAGUGAUGGCCCUUGGAAGUGGCGAGGCGGCGGUCGUUAAGAACGCGAUAUGUAUUCAUGAAGAGGACAAUGGUCUCCUGUAUAAGCACACAGAUUAUCGGGACGGCACGGUGAUCUCAGCGCGCGAUCGGAAGCUCAUUAUCUCUCAAAUCAUCACUGCAGCUAACUACGAAUAUGGAUUCUACCAUACCUUCACCCUGGACGGUACUUACAAGCUGGAAAUGAAGCUCACUGGCAUGCUAAAUACGUAUCCCAUGCAUCCCACCGAACAAGCCGCGCCGUACGGCACGGAGGUGGCGCCGCAAAUCAACGCCCAGAAUCACCAGCACAUCUUCUCAUUGCGUAUCGACCCAGAAGUGGACGGGCCGAACAACUCAGUCAUUCAGAGUGACGCUGUUCCGUCCGAUCAUCCGGUAGGAUCAACUCAAAACUUUUACGGCAACGGAUUCUACAGCAAGAAGACGCCAUUGCGCACAUCACUCGAAGGUGCCGCAGAGUACUGCUACGAAACCAACCGAACGUGGGACAUCGUCAAUCCAAGCUCCAUCAAUCCAUCUGCUAAAAAGCCCGUUGCUUUCAAAAUCCUCAACACAUCAUGCCCACCAUUGUUAGCCAAACCAGGUAGCAUCGUCUACAAGCGUGCCGCAUUCGCCCGCAAGCCGUUGUGGGUUGUUCCCUACAGAGACUAUGAAAUAUUUCCCGCAGGAGACUAUGUAUGCCAGUCGACAGGUCGGGAAAACCAUGCGGAUAACCAGACAGUUCUUGACUGGGCGCAGCGAAACGAAUCGAUCGAGAAUACGGAUAUUGUCUGUUACAUCCAGUUCGGCUUGACUCAUUUCCCGCGAACGGAAGACUUCCCUAUUAUGCCGGCUGAGCCUGUGAGUGUGAUGUUGAGAGCGUCGAACUUUUUCCAGAAGAAUCCCGGCCUCUGGGUCCCUCCGUCGUCGGUCUGCGUUGAUACUAUGUCCCGCAAUGCCUUUUCCACGUCAUGCUGCGUGGGGAGCAAACCGGGGGAUCAGUCGAGGUUGUAG
Molecule: messenger RNA, 2103 nt
Organism: Aspergillus alliaceus
Lineage: Eukaryota; Fungi; Ascomycota; Eurotiomycetes; Eurotiales; Aspergillaceae
Product: peroxisomal copper amine oxidase
Exons: 2
Coding region: 1-2103 (700 amino acids)
Biological process (GO): amine metabolic process
Molecular function (GO): quinone binding; copper ion binding; primary methylamine oxidase activity
Source: RefSeq, a predicted model, not a curated record